AUAUUAAUUUGUUUUAAGAAAAACUAUUUAUGGAUGCUGUAUUUAGAAUUUUCUUUUUCUUCACAGUUUUCUUUUCUGUCAAUUUGGGUACACCAAUGUUAUUACGUCGAUUAGUGCUACUUCCAUGACGUUUCAUUAAGUAGGAUGCAUUAUGACGUCAUAAUCAUUUCUGUAUAGAAACCAGUAAGGUUUGGCAGAUUUUAGCAGCGCUCAAAGGCAAAUCAUUUAUUUUGUCAAAACUCUGUUAGUUUUCUUUGGAUAUCUUAUUCACAAACUAUGGACAUUUCAAGCAAGGCAUUGAUCCAUUACAACGAAAAAUUGAGGCGAGAAUAUGAAAUUGUCAGUUUGUUCGUAAAAAGGAUUGUUGUAUCAAAUGCAAAACCUGGUGAAACCUCGAUUUCCAGAUUGAUAGAACCAAAACCUUUACAAGGGGUCACAUCGAACAAUGGUGGAGACUAUAUUGUCAAGAAAUCUCUGAGCGACGGAAUUAUAGAGACUGGAAGUUGCACACAGAUUAUCAAGGCAAACGGUCAUCAACGCGCUGAGGUCAAGGACGAUUAUCAUAUUUUCGACAUAAACAACAACCAGAAUCGUAAACAAAGCGAAAGCUCAGCUAAGAAGCAGUCUUUGAUCCAGAACGGAUCAGCAAAUGGCGAUAAGGGUGAUAAUGAGAGAAUAUGCAGGGAAUUAGACUUGGAGGCUCAUGCGGCAAGACGGAAACAGAUAGAAGUCUUCUUUACUGACCCCGUGGACCGGGAAAUGUUUCCAUUAAAUCCGCCGGAAAUCCCAACAAGCCGUACCUACCGACCUAUUGAGGUACCCCUAAAUUCUACAGCAGAAGAGAGUAUUUCAAUAAUGUUGGCAAAAUACAGCGCAGCCUUGAGGGACAAAGAUUUCAUGCGGGAGGUGUAUGAAUAUCGCCGUUUACCGAGGCCACCAGCCCGAGGAAUGGCACCACUAUCCUAUGAAUGGCUGACACUAAACACGUACUCUGGACUGAUGCAAUCCACAGAACAACAGACUCCCGGGGACUCGCAGGUCAACGCAAAUGCCCAACAAAGGUUUGAAAUUGAAAUUAUUGACAAUCAAGGAAUGAAAAAAUCUGAUCCAAGUUUUAGCGUGGAUGAGGAAGAGAAGAAUAAACAUCGAACAUCUUGGUUCGUUCGUCUUUUUUGUUAUGGCGCAAACUCCAUUCCAAAGAAGGUCAGACAAGAAAAUGGAGAGAAAAGCAAAGGAUUUCUUUCUCGCCUUAGGAAAGUUUUCGGGAAGAAAUAAAGAACUCGAGUUACCACGAGAAAAUUUAAUUGUGAUAUCGUGCAAUAUUUGAUUUGAAAAAGAGAGAAAUCUCUUACAAAUUGUGAUCAUUUAAAAAAAAUUUAUUGCAGUUGCGUGGUUUUUUCUGAAUCUCCAA
This is a messenger RNA of Magallana angulata, 1411 nucleotides long. RefSeq lists its product as uncharacterized. The record is from RefSeq and is a predicted model, not a curated record. The transcript is spliced from 11 exons. Bases 277 to 1275 code for a protein of 332 amino acids. NCBI's taxonomy places the organism in Eukaryota, Metazoa, Mollusca, Bivalvia, Ostreida, Ostreidae.